Messenger RNA from Podarcis muralis (Common wall lizard), 6719 nucleotides. RefSeq names its product HEAT repeat containing 5A (gene HEATR5A). Lineage: Eukaryota; Metazoa; Chordata; Lepidosauria; Squamata; Lacertidae. The record is from RefSeq and is a predicted model, not a curated record. Gene Ontology annotation, biological process: endocytosis; retrograde transport, endosome to Golgi; intracellular protein localization. Gene Ontology annotation, cellular component: endocytic vesicle; membrane; Golgi apparatus.
CUUCCCUGCUUCACAGGGGAGAAGCGGAGGGAGCGCUCGGCUUGCCUGGGACCCCACCCUGCGGAGCCAGCCACGCAGCCCGGCUCCCCCCGCGGAAGCUGCCUGCAGGCCGGCGAGCGGAGGCAGCUCCUCCUUUUCUUUCUUUCUCGGGGAGAGGAGGCGCAGGAGCCGAUCCUGGCCGGCUGGGAGUCCCGUCGGGGCGCUGGUCGGAGGUAUUCCAUUUCGUUCAUCCUGUGAAUACUAAUAUCCCUUAGCUACAGUCUUGUGUCUUCAUGAGUGGCUUUCAGAUAGUGAGAAAGAAACGCUUUAAGGCAUGGAGUUGGCUCACAGCUUUUUGCUUAAUAAAGAGGCCUAUAACCAACUGGGCGAAUUUCAGAAAGCAGAGUUUGUUUUCGAGUGGCUGAGGUUUUUGGAAAAACUUUUGCCAGCAACCAGCCGGGCUGAUAUAAAAGAAAAACAGAGCAAACUUGUUGAACAGCUGAUAUCUUUAUUAACCAGUUCCCCAGGGCCUCCUGCCAGACAGCUUAUUGCCAAGAAUCUUGCUAUAAUAUAUAGCACUGGGGACACUUUUUCUGUGCACCAAACAAUUGAUAAAUGCAAUGAACUUAUUCGCAGUAAAGAUGAUUCACCAAGCUAUCUGCCGACAAAACUUGCUGCAGUGGUUUGCUUGGGCUAUUUGUACAAAAAACUGGGAAGAAUUUUGGGCAACAGCUUUGUGGAUACUGUCGGGAAUAUCCUUAAAGCAAUGAAGAAUGCAGAGUCUCAAGGGCGGUAUGAGAUCAUGCUAAGUUUGCAAAAUAUAUUGAAAGGUCUGGGAGUUGCUGCUAUUCCAUGUCACAGAGAUAUUUACAAAGCUGCCCGUUCAUGCUUAACUGAUAGAUCAAUGGCAGUUCGCUGUGCUGCUGCAAAGUGUCUUCUUGAACUGCAGAGCGAAGCAAGUUUUAUGUGGAGUACAGACCUGGAUAGUGUUGUAACUCUGUGUUUUAAGUCGUUUGAAGGGUCGAAUUAUGGUGUACGAAUUGCUGUUUCUAAGCUUUUAGGCAGUGUGUUAGUGAGUGCUGUAACAUCUAAACAAGGCGGCACAGCAUCUGCCAGACAAAAUGUUCGCAAGAUCUCAUUUGAAGAAGCCUUGGAACUUCUGGGUACAGGUUUCCUUCGGGGAAGUACAGGAUUUCUACGAGCCAGUGGUGAUAUUCUGAAAGGGACAAGCUCGGUCAGCAGGGAUGUUAGAGUUGGAGUCACUCAGGCAUAUGUGGUAUUUAUCUCCACGCUGGGAGGGCAGUGGCUUGAAAGGAAUUUUUCUGCCUUGCUUUCCCAUGUUCUGGACCUCGUUUCCCAGUCUCACCCUAAAGCUAUUCAGACUCAGAUGGACGCUAUCUGUCGCCGCCGCUGUAUUUCAUUUAUCCUCCGAGCUACAGUAGGAGGCCUUCUUGGGGGGAAAGCUCAAAUUGCAACUGCCAAGGAGAUUUGUCAAGCCAUCUGGAAGCUGAAGAAAGUUGUGGAUGCUGCCAUGAGUGACAGUAACGUGGAAACCCGUGUUGGUACGACAGAUGUGGUAGCAAGCCAGCAUAUGCUUAUAUGUUCCUUGGAAGAGCUUGGAAACCUCAUUCAGAAUUUAGGCACUACUGCUGCACCUGUGCUACAAGAUUCUAGUACAGGGGUUUUGGAUGCAGUGGUGUCCAUUCUUAUCCACCCCAGUAUUUCGGUUCAGCUGGCAGCGGCAUGGUGUUUGCGCUGCAUUGCUGUGGCACUGCCCUGCUUUCUCUCGCCACUUCUGGAUCGCUGUAUCGAGCGGCUCACAGCACUCAAAUCCUCCCCAGAAGCAGUGACUGGCUACAGUUUUGCUGUUGCUGCUCUACUGGGAGCUGUCAGAAUGUGUCCUUUAGGAAUUCCACAUUGCAAAGGAAAGGCAGUCAUGACAGUAGCUGAGGAUUUGUUGCGUUCUGCUUCUCAGAAUAGCCGCAUCUCAAUACAACGAAUGCAAUCUGGAUGGCUCCUGAUAGCUGCCUUAAUGACAUUGGGUCCAGCGGUUGUUCAGCACCAUCUUCCAAGAAUGCUGUUAUUGUGGAAAUGUGCUUUCCCAUUAUCGCCUAAAGAUUUAGAAACUGAGAAAAGCCGGGGUGAUUCAUUUACAUGGCAAGUGACGCUGGAAAGCCGGGCAGGUGCUCUCUGUGCUAUUAAAAGUUUUAUCGUCCAUUGUGGGGGCCUCCUUACAGAUGAAGUGAUUCAAAGACUGCUUCCUCCCCUCCCAUGUGCUGUUGCUUUACUGACACAGCUUCCUUCACUAACUAAAACCUAUGGCAAUCCUUUAAAACCAUCAGCAGUGAUGUACAGGAAAAGACUUUAUGAACUGCUUACUUUGUUGCCUCCAAAGAGCUAUGGAGGAAGCUUCUCUGCUGUUCUCAAAGAACUAGUGCUUGAUUUGACUCAGCCCGAUAACCAGAUGUCACCCUCUGCUGCUUACCUUCCAUCUCUCUGUCACCAGGAUGAACUUAACUUACUGGGUCCCUUACUACAGGAGACAGAGCACAGAUUUAUUGAAGAGCAGCUGUUCCUAGUUAACAGUAUAGCUGGUGGAAGUCUGGAGUAUGACCCAUAUUCGGUUUAUGAGAGAGCUGCAGAAGGUGGUUCUGUGCCUAAACCCUUACCGCCAACAUUAUCCAUUAUUGGAGCAGCAACCCGUCUCUUUGGAGUCGUAUUUUCCCAUGUUGCAGAGUCCCAAAGGUUGCAAGUAUUAGAACAAUUAUUGACAUCUAUAAAACAAACCAAAGGAUCACGGCAGCAGAUAGUACAGCAAAAUGUUCUAUCAGCAUUUUCUAAUGUUCUGAAGCACUUGGCUAGCUGCAAGGGAAAUUUAGGUUCUGAAGAAAUUCGAAGCUGUGCCCUGACCUUAGUGAUGAGUGCCUUGGAAAGCAGUAACCCACUCUUAAGAUGUUCUGCUGCAGAAUCCUUAGCCAGACUUGCACAAGUAGCUGCUGACAGUACCUUCACUGCUGGAUUGGUGCAAAUUAGCUUUGACAAACUAAAAUCUGCCAGAGAUGUAAUAUCAAGAACAGGACAUUCUUUGGCUCUGGGAUCCCUCUAUAGAUAUCUAGGAGGAAUAGGCUCCACUCAGCACCUGAAUGCUUGUGUUGGAAUACUUUAUACAUUAUCUCAGGACAGCACUUCACCUGAAGUACAGACCUGGGCACUGCAUUCUCUGUCACUGGUCAUUGAUUCUGCUGGUCCCCUGUAUCACGUGCAUGUGGAACCUACCCUCUCUCUUGUUCUUAUGUUGUUGUUGACUGUGCCUCCUGCUUAUGCUGAAGUUCAUCAAAGCCUUGGUCGCUGUUUAAAUGCACUUAUCGCUACUUUGGGUCCUGAGUUGCAAGGCAGCAGCACUACAGUUUCAGCCUUGAGGGCAUCUUGUCUCCUAGGCUGUGCAGUGAUGCAAGAUAAUCCUGACUGCCUUGUCCAAGCUCAAGCCAUCUCUUGCCUUCAGCAACUUCAUAUGUUUGCUCCUCGUCAUGUAAACUUGUCUAGCCUCGUGCGGUGCCUGUGUGAGAUCUUGUUGGAAAAUUCUGUGUUGGUGAAUCUCUCUAGUUCAUAUCUGUUGUUGAGGAGAGCAGUACUAGCUUGUUUGCAUCAGCUUGUACAAAGAGAGGCAGCUGAGGUAUCUGAACAUGCUGUGGCCCUUGCUAAAGACAGCAGAGAAGACUUUAGUCCAGGCAUUAACAUCAGAGAAGUAGGCCUUGAAGGUGCAUUACUGAGCUUAUUGGACAAGGAACUGGAUCCAAAACUAUGCCAAGAUAUUAGAGAGACCCUGAGCCAUAUGCUUAUAUCAAUGGGAGUGGAAAAACUCUCUUUCUGGCUUAAACUCUGCAAAGAUGUUCUAGCUGCCUCUGCUGAUUUCACCACAGUGGUUUCAGUGGACACUACCCAAGAAGAAGAGGGAGCUCAAGGGGAUGAUGAAUUUGCAUUAACUUUGGAAAACAAUGAAAAGCUGCACCCCUUCCCUCAUCCUCGAUGGUCUACUAGAGUAUUUGCUGCAGAGUGUGUGUGUAAAAUUAUUGGCCAGUGUGAGAAUGCAGGCAACGCGCACUUUGACAUAGCUCUGGCACAAGAAAUGAAGCAAAGAGAUUCAAGAGAUGAUUUCCUAGUACUGCACUUAGCUGACUUGAUCCGCAUGGCUUUUAUGGCUGCCACGGAUCACAGUGACCAGCUUCGUCUUUCUGGCCUUCAGAUGUUGUUAAUUCUUGUUCGGAAGUUUGCUGCUGUGCCGGAGCCAGAGUUCCCAGGUCAUGUGAUUCUGGAACAAUAUCAAGCAAAUGUGGGUGCAGCGCUUAGACCAGCUUUUACUUCUGAAACACCACCUGAUGUAACAGCAAAAGCAUGCCAGGUUUGCAGUGCCUGGAUAGCAAGUGGUGUAGUAAGUGACCCUAGUGACCUUCAGAGGGUUCAUCAAUUGCUUGUGACAUCCUUGACCAAAAUACAGGCGGGACAAGAAGCCCAAAGUCAACUGUACAAUGAAGGCACAUCAGUUAUGGAGAUCCUAGCUGUGUUGAAAGCUUGGGCAGAGGUCUAUAUAGUUGCAGUACAAAGGCAGAAAAAGCAAAGCGACAUCAACAGACCACCCUUGGUAAUAAACAUGACAGAGGAGAGCUGCAGGGAUCAAAUAUCUCCAGUGGAUGAACUUCUGGAGCUAGUCCAAGCAGACCUGGGCAAUCUGAGCAAACUCUGGCUUGCUGCACUCCAAGAUUAUACUCUCUUAACUUUGCCGUCAGAAUUUGCCUCUCAACUUCCUGCUGAAGGUGGUGCUUUCUAUACUGCAGAGACAAUUGAAAAUUCAAGACCACACUAUCAAAACUCCUGGGCAUUGAUUCUCCAUGCAACAGCAUUGUGGCUUACCAGCACAGGUUUUCUUGUAGGUGACUCAGAUGAAGGUCUAACUAACCUUUCUCGACCUGUCACCCCAACUACAAUGUGUCAAGAUUCAACAUCUAGAGCUGCUGUAAAAUCACCUGAAGACGUGAACACUGAUAGAUUUCAUCUUGUUUUGGGAAUUAGUGUGGAAUUUCUAUGUUCUCCUCGGUCAGAUGCAGGAAUGGAAAAUAUUACUUCUUGCCUACAUGCCUUACGGGUGCUGCUUGAUGUUCCUUGGCCAAGGUCUAAGAUUGGUGGUGAUCAGGAGCUGAGUGUUGAGCUGCUGAAUGUUUUACAUCGGCUUAUAGUGACAAGAGAGUCCCCUGACAUUCAACUUGCUGCUCUAGAAGUUGUUCGACAGAUUCUUUUGGCAGCUCAGGAACAUGUCAAGGAAAAACGGAGAAGUGCAGAAGUUGAUGACGGAGCUGAAGAGAAGGAAACCUUGCCGGAGUUUGGAGAAGGCAAAGACACCGGAGGGCUGAUACCUGGAAAGUCCUUAGUCUUUGCAACCCUGGAGAUGUGUGUGUGCAUUCUCGUCAGGCAGUUGCCUCAGCUUAACCCUAAGAUAACGGGCAGCCCUGGAAUUACAUCUGGAAAGCCUCAGUUGUUAUCGGAGAAUGGAAGCAGACUAGUAUCAGUGGCAUUAGGGAUCCUCUCUGAUGUUCCUGCAGUCUGCUCACCAGAAGGAAGCAUUGCCGUUCUUCCUACUAUCUUGUACCUGAUUAUUGGAGUCCUCAGAGAAACUGCUGUGAAAUUACCCACAGGCCAGUUGCCUUUGACUGUUGCUUCAUCGUUACAAGCUCUUAAAGGAGUGCUGUCUUCCCCCAUGGCCCGGGCAGAGAAGAGCCGGACUGCUUGGAACGAAAUGCUCCGCAGUGCUUUGGUCACUAUUCUUAACUUUUGGGAUCAAGAUGGUGCUCAUCAAGAAUUGGAUGAAGGUAGUCUGCUGACUGCAGUCACAAUAUUCAUUUUGUCUACAAGUCCAGAAGUUGCUACCAUGGAGUGCCUUCAGAAGUGUUGCAUUGAAAAGUUUCAGUCAGCAAUGGAAUCUAAAGAUCCUAUUGUGCAACUUAAAUGCUACCAGCUUCUCCUUACUAUUUUCCAGUAUCCAAAUCGAACUAUCUCAUAUCCUUACAUUCAUUCAUUGGCAUCAUCAAUUGUUUGCAAACUGCAGGAAACGGAGAAAGUCAAGCCUGAGAAUUCUGCUGAACUUCAGGUUAUUCAGGAAGGGAUAAAAGUCGUGGCUGCUGUUAUAGCUCUCGCUGAGGAGGAACAUCGAACUCAGCUAGUGGCUUGCUUCCUCCCUAUCCUUAUUUCUUUUCUUUUGGACGAGAAUGCCCUAGGAUCAGCUACGAGUUCAGCGAGGAGUCUUCAUGAGUUUGCUUUACAGUACCUGAUGCAGAUUGGUCCGCAAUAUUCCUUGGUCUUUAAAAAACUAAUGGCUUCUUCUCCGCCAAUGAAGGCGAGGCUUGAAUCGGCUGUGAAGGGCAAUCAGGAAAGCAUCAAGGACAAGGCAGCACCUAGGCAUUCCAAGAACCCUGGGAAAAGUAUUCAGCUAAAGACCAACUUUCUGUGAAUAAUGUUUGAAAUCCGAAGCACUUUGAUCAAAGAUGGCAAACUAUCCCUUUUCAUUUCUAGCUGUCCUUAUAAUGAAGUACGGUUUUUAUUUUAAUUUCAUUCUGCUAAACUUUGAAAAUCAGCACAUUAUAACCCAAUUCCAGAGAUGUGCAUGCAUGUGCCUGCCUGCCUACUGAGUCAGUCAGUAGUAGGAACUACCGUAUUUUUCGCUCUAUAACACGCACCCGACCGUAACACGC